AAGAGGGAGGGGAUGAAGACAGGAGCCGGGGCUAGCAUGAGCGACAGAGGUCACCAUCUGAGAGGAAAGGGAUGGAAAGCAUGCACACAUGCAGCAGGCACAGCAUGGAUGCAGCUUUUGUGUUCAGCAGCAGAUCAGAUUGUCCUGGCUCCUGCAGACGCUUCAUGGGACAGUGAGGGCGAGCUCACCAUCAUGUCAGUCUCCAUGGUAACAGAGAUAUAUCGGUCAAGCGACUGGUCUGCAGUUUCUGAGACCCCAAGAGGUACCAACAUUACGGAGCUAGAACGGGACCCCCUGCUGGCUGUAGCGGAGGUGGUGGUGCUGGCCGUCAUCCUGCUGCUGGCAUUGAUUGGGAACGGGUUGGUACUGGUGGUGUUGCUGAAGCGGAGGCAGCACCACAGUCCACUUCACCUGUUCAUGCUGAACCUCUGUGUGGCUGACCUGGUGGUUGCACUGUUCCAGGUGUUACCUCAGCUGGUGUGGGACGCUAAGGGCCGCUUUCCUGGCCCAGACUUUUUGUGCCGCCUGGUGAAAUACCUCCAGGUUCUUGGGAUGUUCGCCUCCUCCUACAUGAUUGUAGCCAUGACUGUGGAUCGCCACUAUGCAAUAUGCUGCCCCCUGCAGGCACACCACAGUGGGGCAACAAAGCGUUGGAACACGUUCAUAUUACUGGCCUGGAGUCUCUCCCUGCUGCUCAGCUUGCCACAGGUUUUCAUCUUCUCCCGUUCUGAAGUGGCUCCAGGGGUCUACGAAUGUUGGGGACACUUUGCCCAGUCCUGGGGCCUCAAAGCAUAUGUAACAUGGAUGGCCCUGGCCAUCUUCAUCAUCCCUGUCCUCAUCAUCACUUUUUGUCAGGUGCGCAUCUUCAAGGAGAUUCAUCAUAGUCUGUAUAGGAAACCAGAGCGCCGCUUGUCCCCCACCUCUCUUCCUCUGUCCAGACAGGACAGCCAGAGCCGAGGAGGAGGAGGAAAAACAGGGAAGUCUGCUCUGCCCGUUUAUGUCUCAUCUCUCACUUUCAACAACCCUGGGAGUCACAACACCUCUGAUGUUGGAUCCACCAUCCAGAACCUCCCGAUGAGUCCGCUCAGGUCCGGCAGGAUGACUUCACAGUGUGAAACAAACACUUGCUGUGCUGUGCCGCCUGCUGUUUGCUCCACUCACAAAACCCCGCUGGCCAGGGGUGGGGAGGUGACAGCUGCCAUGUCAAAAACUGUGAAGAUGACCCUAGUCAUUGUCCUGGUCUACUCUCUCUGCUGGGCCCCGUUUUUCAGCGUGCAGCUUUGGGCCGCCUGGGACCCCGACCCGCCUCAGAGAGAUACAGCGUUCACGCUGUUGAUGCUGUUGGCCAGCCUGAACUCGUGCACCAACCCUUGGAUCUACUCCGCCUUCUCCAGCAGCGUCUCCCCGGAGCUCCGUCUGCUGCUGUUCUGUUGGAUGCCGUCGCAUCAACGAGGCUCUUUCCCAAACGACUCAACAGCCACACACACCUCCAACUCCUGACGACCCAACACCCGUCAGCAGUCAUAAGAAAGUUUGUUAUCAAAGGAAUAGUUAGAGAGUUUAUAACGUGCAAAGGUUAAGUCAGUUAGCAGAACUAUGGAACCUCUGACAAAUGAAAUGGCAUCACAACUCUUGGAGGAUGUUGAUUUUGACAAUGUGAACAUUUUAAUUGUAUUUAUUAGGAGUCUCUUCUUUUCAGGUCAGUCAAAAAAAACGUCAACCACCCUUUAGUUAACACUUCUAAAACAAAUACCUAAGUCUGAUUCUGAGAAGCUGUUAGUGAUGGCAGGCUGAAUGGUAACAGGAGCCCAUCAAGGACUCCAACUUCCAGAAGGUAAACCAAGACAGAGCGUGGCAGAAGAUGGUGUUUGUUUUCAGCUGAGGCCAACAUGUGGAGCAAGCACAAACAAAAACGAUAAAGGUCUGUCCACCAAGCAACCAGCGCUCAGACUUUGCUUUAGAAAACAACUCAGUGACUUGUGCACCGAACAGUUGUUUAAAGUUGUUUUUGGUCAUACAUGUGAUUCAUGUCAGAACAUUAUUUCAGUGUUAUGUGCAGAUAGUAAAAAGCAGAAUAAAUGAGGUGGCCCAGU
Girardinichthys multiradiatus is the source of this 2093-nucleotide messenger RNA. Its product is annotated as vasopressin V2 receptor-like. Gene Ontology annotation, biological process: G protein-coupled receptor signaling pathway; regulation of systemic arterial blood pressure by vasopressin; positive regulation of vasoconstriction. Gene Ontology annotation, molecular function: peptide binding; vasopressin receptor activity. Gene Ontology annotation, cellular component: membrane. Lineage: Eukaryota; Metazoa; Chordata; Actinopteri; Cyprinodontiformes; Goodeidae. The record is from RefSeq and is a predicted model, not a curated record.